Molecule: messenger RNA, 3544 nt
Organism: Bombina bombina (fire-bellied toad)
Lineage: Eukaryota; Metazoa; Chordata; Amphibia; Anura; Bombinatoridae
Gene: PRKX
Product: protein kinase cAMP-dependent X-linked catalytic subunit
Exons: 9
Coding region: 753-1859 (368 amino acids)
Biological process (GO): protein phosphorylation
Molecular function (GO): ATP binding; protein serine/threonine kinase activity
Source: RefSeq, a predicted model, not a curated record
AACAAACCGCAGCUGAGGAGGAAACAAAAAGCACAUUGACUCUCUGCAGGUCUUUACUAAACUGGAAGUCUUCCCCAUUCCUUUCUUCAUGUCAACGUCACGCACUCGCUGCUCUGUAGCCAACCAGGUGGUGUGUCUGGCCGGCUGCUUUCAGCUAUAGGUCAGUUCAGGUUGGUGUGGGGAGUUCCGAGCAGUGUGGGACAUGAGCACAAUCAUGGGUGCCUUGCAACAUUGUAUCAUUGCAUCUGUGUGACACAGAUUCUUCUGGCUGUCCCAACAAGAUCCUAUAUUGUGUUGUGUCUGUGAUCCCCUGCCAGGUGUGUGAUUACCUACCUGACACCUACCUCAUCACAGUUGGAGACACACAGAAGCUGCUGUGGCAAAUACCAGUGACCUGCUUAGUGCUUCAAGUUACAGGCUCGAAGAUGGGUUCUUAUCAAACAUUGCAAACUGCUUCCAGGAUAUAUUGGGGGCUGUUAAUGAAACAGCAAUAAGUUUUAUUCUGGGCACAUAUUUUUUUUUCUUUCAUUUGACUUUUUUUUUUUAUUACCAGAUAUGUUUAGGUACAUUACUUUGGUCUAUCAGUAUAAAGUGCACGUACUGAAGGGACCAGUGAUUUUAUAGUCGGAUGGUGUCAAUUGCCAACUGUUUCCCAUGAGAAAUUGAAGCUGUGUUGAAUCACAUUGUUCUUGCAUAUGUACAGCCACUCCUGUAUGUUUUAUCUGUAUACUUUAACCACAAGUUAAGUUCUAAUGGAGGGAGCCGCUGCUGGGCCAGUGAAAGCUAAGUCUGGCUCCAAGAGUGCUGGGAGGGGUAGCUGUGAUGGGGGAGUUGCUAGCCCCAGCUCAGGGUGCCUGGGGCUGUCUGUAUGUGGAAAUGUGUCCCCUCCUUGUCCCGAGCUGCAGCCUCAGUACAAGCUGGAUGACUUUGACACUGUGGCCACUGUUGGAACUGGAACAUUUGGAAGAGUCCAUUUAGUAAAGGAGAAGACGGCAAAACAUUAUUUUGCCCUGAAAGUCAUGAGCAUCCCUGAUGUCAUUCGUCUAAAACAAGAGCAACAUGUACACAAUGAAAAAUCCGUCUUGAAAGAGGUUAACCAUCCUUUUUUAGUCAGGCUAUUUUGGACCUCUCAUGAUGAUCGCUUUCUAUAUAUGCUUAUGGAGUAUGUACCUGGAGGGGAACUUUUUAGCUACUUACGUAACAUGGGACGAUUUAAUAACACCACUGGACUGUUUUAUUCAGCAGAGAUUAUCUGUGCAAUAGAAUACCUUCACUCCAAAGAAAUUGUUUACAGAGACUUAAAGCCUGAAAAUAUAUUAUUAGACAAGGAAGGCCAUAUAAAGCUAACAGAUUUUGGAUUUGCCAAGAAACUUUCGGACAGGACAUGGACGUUGUGUGGCACACCAGAAUACCUUGCACCAGAAGUCAUACAGAGCAAAGGUCAUGGAAGGGCAGUAGAUUGGUGGGCCCUAGGAAUUCUGAUAUUUGAAAUGCUUUCUGGGUUUCCACCAUUUUUUGAUGAUAAUCCCUUUGGAAUAUAUCAGAAGAUCCUGGCUGGCAAGAUAGACUUUCCAAGGCAUUUAGAUUUAUAUGUGAAAGACCUCAUAAAGAAACUCCUUGUUGUAGAUAGAACCAGACGACUUGGAAACAUGAAGAAUGGAGCAGAUGAUGUCAAGCGGCAUAGAUGGUUUAGGUCAAUAGAAUGGGAUGCAGUGCCACAAAGAAAACUAAAGCCUCCAAUAAUGCCGAAAGUAGCACAUGAAGGCGAUACAUCCAAUUUUGAAGCUUAUCCUGAAGAUGACUGGAACAAAGCACCACCAGUACCUGCAAAAGAUUUAGAAAUGUUUAAACAUUUCUAAGUAAGAAAGUGGAAAUGGAAAUUCCCUUACUGAAAUACAGUGCUAAAAGAUGAACAGCGAAUUUGAUGUUCUCUGAUGUACUAAGAUACCUCUGCUACGAUCAAAACAGGAAAAGCCGUUCAGAUUAGCAAGAGAAUUGACAGAAUUCCUGAUAUGCACUUCUGAGUGACUUGCAGACCUCUGAAAAGAAGAUUUCAGAGCAUUCCAAAGCGCUGGGUCCAUUAGUCCUCACAGGCUAUACAUGGCUAUUAUUCAUGUAUUUUUUUUUUUUCUUCAGAACUUUUCUAUGACCUACAAGUUCAGAAUUUAGUGGUGGCUUAAACACCACAUUUUACACAUGGACUUUAGCAUUCUUUGUGGAAAUUUAAAUAGUUACAGUUCUGCUUCUAAUUUUAUUACUUUUAGAAUGAUUGACACUGAUAUCCUUGCACGUUUGAUGCGUUGAGAGAGAAAAUGUGUUUCAUAUAUAAAGGAUUCUUUUUUUAUUUAAGGAGGAAAACUUAUUUCUAAAUUUAUUCUACUCAACAGCAGGUUUCAUUUCUGAAUUUGUGAAAUGUUGAGAAUAGAAAUGGUAAGAAUUUUUUUUUUUAAAAGUCAGAUACUUGAUCCUUUAUCAUGGUACAAAUUACUUAUUGGUAUCAUGUAAAUGUCAAAGCAACCAGAAUUUCUAUAGAAUUUUUUUUUUUAAUUUUAUUUUUUUAAUUCAAAAUGAUAUGCUGCCAGAAUCUUAUUUUGAUUUUGCUUUGUUUUACCUUGGACUUGCAACUGGGCUAAAACCCUUGUGAGAAUGUGAAUUCAUUAUCAAUACUUGCUAAACUUUAUCACUAUUAUCCUUGCCCAGUUUAUUUGCUAAUGGAUUCAGUGUUCUAUGUAUGCUGGAGGCCAGAAUAUAUAUUCCUGAAUAAGAUCUUGGUUUUAUUUAGUACUGUAUAAACAAUAAAAAAAUAGUAAUCUAAUUAAAAUAAUGCAAUGUUUUACUGAUAUAUAAUCACGUUUUUAAGCCAUACAAAAAAAAAAAACUAAAACAAAACUAGUGGUGUUCGUUUAGAAUUAAGAUUAUCAAUAAAAAAUGGAAACCAUCGCCUGUGAAGUAUGGAAUAUCAUGUAGUAACACAUCACUAGUAUUAAUCAUGGUUAAUAAAAAACUAUUUUGAAUUUGCUGCUAUAUUACCAGCAUAAUAGAAUCCACAUUUAGAUAUAGAGAAUUCCCUAGUUAGUUAUUAUAUAAUAUGGUUUAGAAUGGAGCUGAAUUACUAGAUUAUUUUUUUAAUAUACAUCUUUUGCAAGGUUACCCAUAUUCGUACAAUUAUUAACAAGAUUUGCCUGACACAUUGGUGAAUCUUCCAUUGCUACUGCUGUAUAAUUCAGUUAAACAGUACUGCUUAGAAUUAUUCAAUGUGGUAUAACGUUAAAUUGCAUUUUUUUAUAUAUAAAAAGUUAGUUUAAAAUUGACAUUUUUACUUAAACUGUGUGUUUAAAUAGCACAAAGUUAGUACAUGUAUGUAAAUAAAAGAAAAUAUUAAGACCUAAGCACAAAAUGUGCAAAGAUGUAAAUGUUUGUACUUUACAAAGUCUGAGUUUUAUUUUUGAAAUUGUGUUUUCCCCCAAGACUUUGUCAAUGAAGUAAUAAAAAUAUUUUUUUGUUUUUUCUUCUCCCUUAUGUCAUUAAAAUGCUUUUAAAUAUG